AUGGGAGGCUCAGCUGGACUCACUCACACCUCCCUGACUGUCCUCACCUUGCUGGUUUGGUGCCAAGCACAGAGCAGCACAAGGAGCUAUGGGCCAGUGUUUGAAGAGCAGCCUGCCCACACCCUCUUCCCUGAGGGCUCAGCAGAGGAGAAGGUCACUUUGGCUUGCAGAGCACGAGCCAGUCCCCCUGCCACCUACAGGUGGAAGAUGAACGGCACAGAGCUCAAGAUGGAGCCAGACUCCCGCUACAGGCUGGUGGCAGGGGACCUGGUGAUCAGCCACCCAGUGAAGGCCAAGGAUGCAGGCUCCUACCAGUGUGUGGCAUCCAACUCCAGGGGCACAGUGGUCAGCAGGGAAGCUUCCCUCCGCUUUGGGUUUCUGCAGGAAUUCUCAGCAGAGGAGAGAGACCCUGUGAAGAUCACUGAGGGCUGGGGAGUGAUGUUCACCUGCAGCCCCCCUCCCCACUACCCAGGGUUGUCCUACCGAUGGCUCCUGAAUGAGUUUCCCAACUUCAUCCCAGCCGAUGGGAGGCGUUUUGUGUCCCAGGCCACAGGAAACCUCUACAUUGCCAAGACAGAGGCUUCUGACCUGGGCAACUACUCCUGCUUUGCCACCAGCCACAUUGACUUCAUCACCAAGAGUGUUUUCAGCAAGUUCUCCAGGCUCAGCCUCGCUGCAGAGGAUGCCAGGCAGUAUGCACCCAGCAUAAAGGCCAGGUUCCCUGCAGACACCUACGCUCUGGCUGGGCAGGUGGUGACCCUGGAGUGCUUUGCCUUUGGAAACCCUGUUCCUCAGAUCAAGUGGAGGAAACUGGAUGGCUCCCAGUCCUCCAAGUGGAUCGGCAGUGAGCCCCUCCUGCAGAUCCAGGACGUUGGCUUUGAGGAUGAAGGCACCUAUGAGUGUGAGGCUGAAAACAUCAAAGGGAGGGACACCUACCAGGGCCGCAUCAUCAUUCAAGCUCAGCCAGAGUGGCUGAAGGUGAUCACAGACACAGAGGCUGACAUCGGCUCCGACCUGCGCUGGAGCUGCGCCGCUGCCGGCAAGCCCAGACCCGCGGUGCGGUGGCUUCGGGACGGGCAGCCCCUGACCUCCCAGAACCGCAUCGAAGUGAGCGGUGGAGAGCUGAGGUUUUCCAAGCUAGUCCUGGAGGACUCUGGCAUGUAUCAGUGUGUGGCUGAGAACAAGCAUGGCACAGUGUAUGCAAGUGCUGAAUUAACAGUGCAAGCCCUAGCACCAGAUUUUAGACUAAGCCCAGUGAAGCGCCUGAUACCUGCAGCCCGAAGUGGGAAGGUGAUCAUCCCAUGCCAGCCAAGAGCAGCACCAAAAGCCACUGUGCUCUGGACCAAAGGGACUGAACUCCUCAUCAACAGUAGCAGGGUGACUAUUACCCCAGAUGGUACCUUGAUCCUCCAGAACAUCAGCAAAUCUGAUGAGGGGAAGUACACCUGCUUUGCUGAGAACUUCAUGGGCAAAGCCAACAGCACUGGAAUCCUCUCUGUGCGAGAUGCCACCAAGAUCACAUUGGCACCAUCUAGUGCUGACAUCAACGUAGGUGAGAACCUCACCCUCCAGUGCCAUGCAUCCCACGACCCAACCAUGGACCUGACCUUCACCUGGUCACUGGAUGACUUCCCCAUUGACCUUGACAAGGCUGAGGGACACUACCGGCGAGCCAGCGCGAAGGAAGCUAUCGGAGACCUCAGCAUCUUCAACACGCAGCUGAGGCACUCGGGGAGGUACACCUGCACAGCCCAGACCGUGGUGGACAGCGCCUCCGAGUCAGCCACACUGACUGUCAGAGGCCCCCCAGGCCCCCCAGGAGGUGUGGUGGUGAGGGACAUCAGUGACACCAGUGUGCAGCUGAGCUGGAGCCGUGGCUUUGAUAACCACAGUCCCAUUGCCAGGUACCUCGUGGAGGCUCGGACCCUCCUCUCCAGCAACUGGAAGCAAAUGAGGACCAACCCUGUCAAUAUCGAAGGCAAUGCAGAGACAGCCCAGGUGGUGAACCUCAUUCCUUGGAUGGAUUACGAGUUUCGGGUCUUGGCCAGCAACAUCCUUGGAAUUGGGGAGCCCAGUUUGCCCUCCAGCAAAAUCCGGACCAAAGAAGCAGCUCCUACUGUGGCACCAUCUGGGCUUGGUGGAGGUGGAGGAGCUCCCAACGAGCUGAUCAUCAACUGGACGCCGACCCUGAGGGACUAUCAGAACGGGGAUGGCUUUGGCUACAUCCUGUCCUUCCGCAAGAAGGGCAGCCAGGGGUGGCUGACAGCCAGGGUGCCGCACGCAGAGUCGCUGCACUACGUCUACCGCAACGACAGCAUCGGACCCUACACCCCCUUCGAGGUGAAGAUCAAAGCAUACAACAGGAAGGGAGAGGGACCAGAGAGCCUCACUGCCAUCGUGUACUCUGCAGAAGAAGAACCUAAAGUGGCUCCUUUCAGAGUUCUAGCCAAGUCUGUUCUGGCCUCAGAAAUGGAUGUGUCCUGGGAGCCUGUGGAGCAGGGAGACAUGACUGGGGUGCUUCUGGGCUAUGAGAUUCGGUACUGGAAGGAUGGUGACAAGGAGGAGGCAGCUGACAGAGUGAGAACAGCAGGGCUGGUGCCAUCAGCUCACGUCACAGGGCUGAACCCCAACACCAACUACCAUGUGUCAGUCAGAGCCUACAACCGGGCUGGAACCGGUCCCCCCAGCCCCUCCACCAACGUCACCACAACCAAACCACCACCAAAGAGGCCACCUGGCAACAUCUCCUGGACUUUUUCUGGGUCUACAGUCAGCAUCAAGUGGGACCCAGUGGUGGCCAAAGCAGACGAGUCUGCAGUUACAGGGUACAAGAUGCUUUACAGGCAGGAUUCCCACUCUGCUCCCACGCUCUACCUGGCCAGCAAGAGCAGGAUUGACAUCCCUGUCCCUGAAGACUUCACUCAUGCCUUUGUCCAGAUCAGGGUGACAGGUCCUGGGGGAGAUGGAACCCCAGCAGAGGUCCACAUCCUGCGGAACAGUGGGACAAGCAUGAUGGUGGAAGACUCUGUGACGAGGCCAGUGCCACACCUUGUCAUCAUCACAACUCACUCUCUACUUAUGGUGGCCCUGAUCAGCUACCUGGAGCUCUGA
Molecule: messenger RNA, 3111 nt
Organism: Indicator indicator
Lineage: Eukaryota; Metazoa; Chordata; Aves; Piciformes; Indicatoridae
Gene: CNTN2
Product: contactin 2
Exons: 22
Coding region: 1-3111 (1036 amino acids)
Biological process (GO): cell-cell adhesion; brain development
Molecular function (GO): cell-cell adhesion mediator activity
Source: RefSeq, a predicted model, not a curated record